Molecule: messenger RNA, 6520 nt
Organism: Myxocyprinus asiaticus (Chinese sucker)
Lineage: Eukaryota; Metazoa; Chordata; Actinopteri; Cypriniformes; Catostomidae
Product: cyclin-dependent kinase 6-like
Exons: 8
Coding region: 561-1664 (367 amino acids)
Biological process (GO): protein phosphorylation; G1/S transition of mitotic cell cycle; signal transduction
Cellular component (GO): cyclin-dependent protein kinase holoenzyme complex; cytoplasm; nucleus
Molecular function (GO): cyclin-dependent protein serine/threonine kinase activity; cyclin binding; ATP binding
Source: RefSeq, a predicted model, not a curated record
GUAGUCUGAGGAAUGCGGAAACGCUCCUGCUCUGUGUCAAACUGCUCUGAAGGGGGUCAAGGCACAUUCAGCCAGCGUGGGAAAGCGAGGAGGAGACCGAGCACACACAAGCACUGCAUAUUCUUGCAUAGAUGGGAAAAACAUAAAAGAGAAAGGACGGUUGGAGCGGAUCGAUGAAAAUCCACCACAUCUGAUCCACUCGGCUUUCUCGAGAGACAGAGAGAGUGAUCAGGCCACCCCUUUCACUUGUUUUGCCUGUUGAGUUGCCGUUGCAGUGGUGUGGUACCGCUGGAAGAUGGGGGUUAACGCGUGCACCAUCCGACUACCUGUGUGGCCCAUUGCUAGGACACUGCAAAAGCUGUGAUGUCUGUGGAGACGCUGGGAAAGUGAGCUCCGCUUUCUGCAACUUUAUGAAUGACGCGACUCUCCAGGCGGAAUAUAAUAAACUGGGCAGUGCACGUGCCAGCGCCGCUCUCCCAAUAAUGCCUUUGUGAAAUAUCCGCGCGAUCUUCACGUUUCGGGAUUCCCCGCUGUACUUCGCCGUGAGAGGAAAAAAAAACAUGGACAAAGAGACCCAACAAUAUGAGCCGGUGGCGGAGAUUGGCGAAGGUGCGUACGGGAAGGUGUACAAAGCACGGGAUUUGAAGAACGGGGGCCGAUUUGUGGCCCUGAAAAGAGUUCGCGUGCAGACCGAAGAAGAGGGAAUGCCCUUGUCUACCAUCCGCGAGGUGGCUGUGCUGAGGCAGUUGGAGUCCUUUGAGCAUCCCAAUGUGGUCAGGUUGUUUGACGUAUGCACAGUUUCCAGGACUGACCGGGAAACCAAACUAACUUUGGUCUUUGAACAUGUGGACCAAGAUUUAACCACAUACUUGGAGAAAGCACCUGAUCCAGGAGUGCCCCCUGAAACCAUAAAGGAUAUGAUGUACCAGCUGCUGCAGGGUCUGGAUUUCCUCCACUCUCACCGUGUGGUUCAUCGAGAUCUUAAGCCUCAAAACAUUCUAGUCACCAGUGGUGGACAAAUCAAACUUGCUGAUUUUGGUCUGGCGCGGAUCUACAGCUUUCAGAUGGUUCUUACUUCAGUGGUUGUCACAUUAUGGUAUCGUGCUCCAGAGGUGCUGCUUCAGUCCAGCUAUGCUACUCCCGUAGAUCUGUGGAGUGUCGGCUGUAUCUUUGCAGAGAUGUUCAGACGGCGCCCUCUUUUCCGUGGGAACUCUGAUGUUGACCAGUUAGGCAAGAUUUUUGACGUGGUGGGGGUCCCUUCUCCAGAGGACUGGCCUCAGGAGGUGGGCUUGCCACAAAGUGCCUUUUCCCCUCGUCCUCCCCAGCCCAUAGAGAACCUGGUGCCAGACAUGGAUGAGCUGGGCAAAUUGCUUUUACUUUAUAUUGAUAAUACUUUAAGGAUUUCUCAGUUACACACUGUGCUUAGUUGUUCCUUACAGAACAUUUCUGUUUUUUUUGUUCUUGUUUUUUUUUUUUUUUUGUCCCUACACAGCGUUUUCUGUCAUUUAACCCCUCCAGAAGGAUAUCAGCAUAUGAUGCACUGUCCCACCCAUACUUCCAGAGUCUGGACAGCACCAGCAAGAGUCUUUAUGCUCAACCCUUCCCUAGCAAAAAGCCCUCCCUGGAUGAGAGAGCUGCUUGAAAGACAUGGAUAUUCAUUUUAGACAUUGACCCCGAUCCUUACAGAACAUUUAUGUUCUAUUUUUGUCCCUACACAGCGUUUUUUUUUAUUUUAUUUUAUUUUAUUUUUUUGUCAUUUAACCCCUCCAGAAGGAUAUCAGCGUAUGAUGCACUGUCCCACCCAUACUUCCAGAGUCUGGACAGCACCAGCAAGAGUCUUUAUGCCCAACUCUUCCCUAGCAAAAAGCCCUCCCUGGAGGAGAUAGCUGCUUGAAACAUGGAUAUUCAUUUUAGACAUUGACCCUGAUCCAUUCCCCCUUUGAGCUAGUCUUCCAUAGCAUAACAUCACAUGCUGCUUUUAGAAUUUAAUUGAAAUACCAACUCAAAUAUUGGUUGAUCAUUUUUGCUCUCACUACUGCCAGCAAAUACAGACCAACAACAGAUAAACAUGCUGCCUGGAAUAACAUUCAAAAUGACUGAAGCUGCUCUUUUCUGCUCAGAGGAAAAUGUGCGUCUCGAUUCUGAAGCUGCAUCACAACACUGCCAGGGAUCAUCCAUCUGUUCGCAUGAAUGCAAUUUACAUGGACAGAUCGAAACUGGGUCUUAGUUGCAUAUCACUGCCAUGAAACAGCAACGUCUUACGUGGGAUUGUUUUAGUUUUACUUGGAGAUAGCACAAAUAGAACCGCAACUACUGCAAAUGUGGGCCCGUUAAACAGAACCUCUUAUAAUACACCUUAUGAUACAAUGGCUAAUUCGCAAUUUUUGCGCUCACAAUUCUGAAGCCCUCUCGGUCACAGGCCUAGAGGAUUUUGUUUUCUGUCAUUUUGUGACUGUUUUGUUACUGUGCAGUCCGAGCAGGAGUGUGUGGACACAGCUCCUCAUGUGACUUGGACACUGAUGCGUAGCCAUUUUAAUGACUGCAUAACUAAGGACACGCAGAAUCAUUUGGUGUUCUAUUGAUUAUGGCAUUUCACCAUUUCGCGUUCCCUCCUCGCAAGUCUCCCAGGCAUCCUGGUAUUCCCGUCAUUGAAUCGACCAGGACAGAUGCUACCAAACUCUUUGACUUCAAGCACUAUUUAACACCGUAUUUCCUUGACAUUAUAAUGUAAUUUUACAUGUAUUGUUUUUCAUUAUGAAUUCUACAUCCUAUUCACUUAUUUUAUUAUGUCAGUGUUGAUUGUUGACAUCUUUUGUUUUUGGCAUUGUGUUAUGUCUUAAUUUUAGAGAACUUGAAGGUGUAUGUUGUUUAGAAAGCUAUACAAUGUUGACUUAAACCAAACAGUCUGCACCCUGUUGUCAGAGAUUUAGUGCCAAGCCUAAAUAGUCGAAGGAUGACCCGCACAGGGUUGUAUAUUGACUUUAGGGUUGGAUUAGAGCAGAAAUAAGCCAAGAUGGGUAACAGAAAUACAGAGAAUAGCUUUGAAAGUCUAGUAAAAGUAGCUAUAGAGUUGGUGAGUGUUAUGUUAAAGGUCAGGUUGGGAGAUUUGUUAGCGGCUUGGAGGGUAAUGUAUUAUCCCAUUACUGAUCGAUUGAUUCAGUCCAGGUCCUUUCACAUUCAUGUUACGUUACAUCCUUCCAUUUCAUGGUCCAGAUAGAUGAUCACAAAAUAUGUAGCAAGCUGUAUUGUUGGCUAAAGGCAGGGGCGUAACUAGAGGGAGGGCAGGGUGUACAGCCGCUCUAGGGUCUGUGGUGAGAAGGGGCCCGCAACGGUCAACCAAAAGAAAUCAUAAAAAUGGCCGCAGGCCCGCGGGGUGAUGAAAAUCAACCAAGGCCCCCCCAAGGAGGGGGCCCGAAAGUUUCUUUGCACUGGGGCCUGCAAGAUCCAAUUUAUGCCACUGGCUAAAGGGGUUGCUAUUGCCCGUUCAGUGCCUUCAUAUGGCGAGAAAGUGGAGGGAAGGAAGGACGCUGCUUUAGGUGAAUCUGUUUUGAGAGACUAAAGGAGGAGCUAUAAGCAGGCACUGUAUUACAAUUCUACAAUAAAAUGUUCACACAGUAAAGCACUGAUGCUUGAUUACUCUCAGGAUCAGUAUACUCAUGUCACAUUCCAUACUCAGGUCUAUUUAUGGCUAUAGUUUUAGAUUCAACAAGGGUUCAGGUUGUGGCUAAACCAUUCAUCUAAAAGUAACGCCGAUUUGAUCGUGGUCUCAAAUCUGUCCGUUAAAUUGAUUCCAUAUGAAACUGUAGCACAAUAGGUGUUGUUGGUUUAUUUAUGUCACUGUUCAUUCACAUUUCCUUAAAUUCACUCACAUUGUUUUGGACUCAUCUUGGAACAGAUAAUGAAACGUACUCAUAGUAAUUUUAAUUUUUUAUUUAUAUAUUAUAAUAUUAUAAUAUUUUAUGUAUCAGAUCGCUGUUGUGCAGCAACAGUUGUACUGCUAGAAAAAAAAAUCCUUUUACAAAUAUUGUCUUUGAUUAUUCAUUUGUUGUCCCGAUGAAAUGUGCAUCAACCUACAAUCUAAUGCACAAUUAUUACAAAUGUUUAUCACUGGUGUUUAACACCGUCAUUUUCAAAAUCUCUGCUGAACUGACAUUACAGCUUUACCCUCCAAAUAAGUCUGUGAUUGGAUUUGGUGUUUUCAGAGGGCAUUCGGUAUCGAGCAAUGUAAACCAGUGUAACCGUAUGCCUUUUUGUUUGUGGGUCUAGUAUAGAACUAAUCCAUUUGUUUGUUUUUUUAGCUUGGUUAGUUUGGUGAAUAAUUCAUAGUGUUUUAUAAUUAUAAAUGUGUUCAUUGUUAGGCUUUCGAAUGUACGAUCAUUCUUGUUAGUGGUGGAAUUUGAAUUUUAGCGUGAAAUGUGGUCAUCAUGCUGAAAAAAAUAGCACCUUUGAUAUUUACCCAUCUCAGUGCUUUUUCCCUUAAAGUUUUUUUUUUUAUGAGCCUGUUGUGGAUUUAUUACAUUUGUUUAACUUUGAUUUAAAGGAAAAUACUUUUUGUUAUUUUAAAUGAUGUGCUUUAGUUAGUCAUUUUUAGAAUCUACUUGAUUCAUGUAAUCAAAUGCCAUUUUAAACAAAAUUUUGUGAAAUUGCUGGACAUUGGUACAUGAUAUUUUGCUCCCUACUACAUUUUUCUUUUCACUUUUUCUUAUUUAUUGAUAAUACGUCUUUAAGAUGAUUGUAAUGCUUUAAAAAGCAUUCUGUCAUUUGUAAUUACAAAAAUUGUAAUUACAACUCACAUUUUUGUCUAAUUGGACAGUGAUGAACUAAUGUUGCUGCACCUCAUCUAUCACGUCAGACUUGAACAAUUGUAAUGAAUUUGGCAAAACUGUUCCCAGGAGAACAGUAAAAAUAAUAUGUCUUAAAACCAUUUGAAAUGUUUUAUUAUUUUUAGUUUAAUUAUUAUUAUUGUAUUUUAUUUGUAUUAUAGUUUUACCAUAUUUACAUGGUUUAGUUUGUGCUAGGUUUUCCAGAUGACUUAAAUAAUUUAUAAUGUAUCCAAGACAUAGAAAACUUGGAAUUUAAAAUCAUUAAGCAGGAAAAUUCUAUUCAUUAAAUCACCAAAAAAUAUAAUAUGCUAAAUAAUGACACAAUAAAAUACAUUUUCUAAUCGAUAUGCACAACGUUUUCAUUCUGCUGCAUAGAUACCGUGUAUAAAACUGAACUGUUACCAUUAUGUAAGACUCCUAAAUGGGAUUUUAUCAGCAGCACAGUUAUAAUAUUAAUCAAUAACCAAGUGUUGGAUCAAUUUAGACCCCAUCAGAUGUUUGAUUUAUUCUACUUGUUCAUUGGAAAAUUAGGUAAACUGAUUGAAAGGGUCUCUUAGGUUUUAUGAUCCAUUUUCCACCAUUUUGUUUAUUGUGAUCAGAUAUAUUCUUUCUCAUAAUACAAUGUAUGUUGCUCUUUUUUUUUUAUGGGUUUAUGUAAUUGUUUUAAAAAGUAAUUCAUUUGAACUUUUCCAUUUUUAACUGUGCACAUUGAUUAGAAGUUGAACGUUGAUUAAAAGUUGAAUGGUCAGGGUUCUUUUUUUUUUUUUAAUGAUUUUAUUUUACAUUGGCUGGAGAGGGGUAAAGUGUAUUUUAUUGAUGCCCAAUCAGUUUGGUGUACUGUUUUUCUUUGUUUUUCAAUUUUAGCAGUUUGUUGUCAGCUUUCUGCAAUUCAUGUAACUAUUUUACUAUGGGGAUGAAAAAAUGUGGAUAUGAAAAUUUGCAAAUUUUUCAAUGCUUCAAUUGUCUUGUUCAACUGUGCAUGUAAUUCUUGCGUUAAAGUCAUUUUGCAUUCUUCUGCUUUUACCAUCUAUGUUUUUGUGUUAGGCAAGGAAUGCACAUGUGGACUUGGGUCACCAAGUAUAAGUUACUAUCAAGUGCAUGUGACAUUUUAAUUUUUGUUUAAAAAAAAACAAAAAAAAACAUGUCUUGUCUGGUUUAUCAUCCAGGUGUGAUUAGUCAAGUAAUGAUGGUUAAUCAUAAAGUAGAAUGUAUCACAUAUUAUGAUGGAAUGCUUAAUAUCAGAUUAAAAUAUAUUUCUUGUGAGCUAUGUUCCUGUUAAAAUGGCACAUUCUUAAAUUUAAAGCAGAUGUUUUAUUUCUAAAUUCAUUUCAUUUAGCUACUCUUGUCAGUAAAGUGCAGAGAAUUGUACGAUUUUGCAAGAACCAAAUUGAAAUGAGAUUGUUGGUCACCGUGCCCUUGUAUGACCUUGUUAGCUUUUUUGUUUUGUUUAUUUGUUUGAAGAAGGGUGAAUGAGAUAUGAAAGUGUUUUGUAUCUUUUUUUUUUCUCUGGACUGGUUUUGCUGCUAAUGUUUGUCUUAGGCUCCUUUUUGAGUUUUAUAAAACUGGCCCACUUAAAGAUGAUUCCAAUUUGCUGCCAUUGAGAAAAAGCUGCUUUUGCAUUUUUGUUUCUGUAUCUGCCUGAUGUUUUCAUAUUUUUGUAAAAUAAAUAUUCCAGUGUGUAAAACUGGGUUGCAAAA